This is a messenger RNA of Bacidia gigantensis, 969 nucleotides long. RefSeq lists its product as uncharacterized. NCBI's taxonomy places the organism in Eukaryota, Fungi, Ascomycota, Lecanoromycetes, Lecanorales, Ramalinaceae. Gene Ontology annotation, molecular function: transmembrane transporter activity. The coding region runs from base 1 to 969 and encodes 322 amino acids. The record is from RefSeq and is a predicted model, not a curated record. Gene Ontology annotation, biological process: transmembrane transport. The transcript has a single exon.
AUGGACGAUUCUGGGUCGUUACGACUCGACAAGGUUCGUUCACCGACAAUCUCUCCUGAUGCAGUCAUUGUGUAUCACGACCUGACCCAUGAGACUCUUCUGCCUUCACCAGUACCAUUUCAUAAAGAGAAUGUGGAGAUAAUUCCUCCACCCGAUCUACGUUCUUAUGAUUCUCCUUUCAAUUGGUCUCAAUCCCGGAAAACCUUUAUAACAUGGCUCUCGUGUACCGUGACCGUAGUGACAGCGUAUACCGCUGGCGCCUACAGCCCGCCAGCCCAGCAGAUGUCCGAGUACUGGCAUGUAAGUACCGUGGCUAUUUUUGUGGGAAUAACAACAUUCACCACUGGCUUCGCUAUCGCUCCAAUGGUGCUGGCCCCGUUCUCCGAGCUGAAUGGGAGGAGACCCGUCUUCAUUGCAACUGGCAUCUUAUUUGUUCUCUGCCAACUCUGCUGUGCAAUCACGCGUUCCUAUGGGGGCAUGCUCGCCGCGCGAUUUUUUACAGGGGUAGGAGGGAGUACCUUCUCUACCAUGGUCGGUGGAGUGAUCAGUGACAUCUAUCAUCACGAAGAUAGAAAUAUGCCCAUGUGCCUGUUUACGGGGGCAGCUAUGAUGGGAACUGGUCUGGGGCCCAUGGUCUCUGGAUUCGUAGCACAGCAUCUUGAAUGGCGGUGGGUCUUCUACCUACAAGCUAUUGACGGCAGUCUUGUCAUCCUCGCCGUAAUAAUGUUCUUCCAGGAAACCCGAGGUAGCGUAUUACUGAGUCGCAAGGCUAGGGUGCUCAAUGACUGGUACGAAGCUCGGGAAAAGGCAGGCCUUAUCGGUUUCAGCGUGCCCUCGGAUACGACUGGAAUCAUGCAAAUACAGAGAAUCCGAUGGAGAGUCCGGGCUGAUGAGGAGCGAGAUAGCCUCGCAAAGAUGAUUGCUAUCUCGUGCUACAGACCCUUCCGUAAGUGCACGCUCAUCAACUGA